AUGGUGAAAGGCACGGCCCCACUGCCUUUCCACGGACCGCUCCUCUUUCAGCAGGGCUCCAUCACCCUCUGCAUCCGGACUGGUCCUCCUGCCCGCUCCGAGCCCCCCAUACCCUCCUGCAUGGUGAUUGCUGAGGAACUGGGGGGAUACAAGAAGCAACGAAAUCUCCUGAGUGCCCUACCGGCCGACCCCAUGGUGCGCGCGCCCGACCUCCCGGCGGCCCUCCUGGGCCUGGGCCUGGGGAUGGUGCUGACCCUCCCGGGGGCGGGCGCGUCGGGCUGCAGGGCGCUCGGCCCGGCGGAGCGCCUGGCUUUCGCGCCGGCGGCCAGGGCCCGCUGGCUGGCCCCUCGCGCCCGCGCCCCUGGCCCCCUGGACUCGCUGUACGGCACCGUACGCAGCUUCCUCUCAGCGGUGCAGCUCAACCCCUUCCCCGCGGAGCUCAUAAAGACCCUGCUGAAAGAGCCGGCCUCUGUGAAGGUGGAUGAGGUGUUGCGGUACCAGGCGGGCUACGUGGUGUGCGCCGUGAUCGCCGGCCUCUACCUGCUGGCGAUGCCCACUGCCGGGCUCUGCUUCUGCUGUUUGCGCUGCCGCCGGCGCUGCGGGGGUCGAGUGAAGAUGGAGCACAAGACGAUGGCCUGCGAGCGUGGUGUCCUCAUGACCUUCCUGCUGCUGACCACCCUCGUGCUGCUGAUCGGUGUGGUCACUGCCUUUGUCACCAACCAGCACAUGCACGAGCAGAUGGGCCCCAGUGCCGCGGCUGUGCCGGAGGCUCUGCUCAGCCUCCGGGGCCUGGUUUCCGAGGUCCCCCAGGUGAGCACCGAGUAUCUGGAUGUGGGUCUCUCAGCCCUGCAGGUCUCCGUGGACCACCUCCGAGGCCUGAACGCCACCUCUGUGGAGCUGCAGGAGGGGCAGGAUGCCCUGGCGCCGGCUCUCCACGAGCACCGGCAGCGCCUCCUGGCACUGCUGCAGGAGCCCCACUGCCAGGGCUGUGCAGGGGCCCUGAACAAAAGCCACACCCUGGAGCUGGGAGCAGACUUCAGCCAGGUGCCUUCCGUGGGCCAUGUCCUACAUUGGCUGAAAGACGUCCCGGAGGCCAACUUCUACAGCAUGGUCUGGGAGGAGAACAUCACCUUCAACGCCCUCCCAAUCCUGGCUGCCUUGCAGACGGCCGACAUGGUCAGAGAGCUGAAGAAGGUGGUGGCUGAGCAGCCCAGAGGCCUAAAUACAAUGGGAGAAGCGUUCCCAGUCUGGGAGGCAGCUUCUCGCUGGAGCCAGGCCCUGGAAGAGGUCGAAGAGAGCAGCCGCCCCUUCCUGGAGGAAGUGCAGAGAUAUGAGAGAUACAGGUGGAUUGCAGGUUGCGUGCUGUGCUCGGUGGUCCUGCUCGUGGUGGUCUGUAACCUGCUGGGCCUCAAUCUGGGCAUCUGGGGGCUAUCUGCCAGAGAGGACCCCAGCCACUCGGAAGCCAAGGGUGAAGCCGGAGCCCGCUUCCUCAUGGUGGGCGUGGGCUUCAGCUUCCUCUUGGCUGUGCCCCUCAUCCUCCUCGUCUUCUCCACCUUCUUGGUGGGCGGCAACGUGCAGACGCUGGUGUGCCAGAGCUGGGAGAGCGGAGAGCUGUACGAGUUUGUAGACACUCCAGGGAACUUGCCACCGUCCAUGAACUUGUCCCAACUUCUUGGCCUGAAGAGGAACCUCAGCAUCCUCCUGGCCUAUGAGCAGUGCAAGCAAGGGGCCGCACUCUGGACUGUCCUGCAGCUCAACAACUCCUAUGACCUGGAGAAGCACCUGGAUAUCAGCCAGGUGAGACAGCCUUCUGGAACACAGUGGGACCCCCUCUCCUACAGGUCCCCUCUCUUUUGGUCCUGCCUUUAUGGAGGAAACUUCUCCUUCAACCUGAGAAGUCCGCAAGAGCGAUGGAGGUGCCUCUGGGGCAGAAGAGCCAGGUGCAAGCUCAGGGCAUGGCCCAGGGCUAAAGCCCAGGGAAGGCGUGGGCUCCACAGUGUGUGGGUGGGUGCAAUCGAGAAGCCAGUGGUGAAUAGCGAUGUGGAGAAGCUGGCCCAGGAGCUGGAGGGACUGUCGCAGACCCAAGGCAACGCUACACUGAGGCAGAUGCUGCAGGACGAGGUCCGAGGGCUCCAGCACCUCCAUCAGGAGAAGGUCCUCCCGCAGCAGAACCUUGUGGCUAAACUCAACCUCAGUGUCCAGGCACUGGCAUCCUCUGCCCCACAUCUCCAGUCAGAGAUCAUAGGUGUCCUGGACAGAGUCACUUACCUGAAAGGCGAGCUGCCAACCCGGGCCACCCACAUCCUGAGGAAUGAAAGUGAGUGUUUCCUGAUGCGGGAAAUGAGCUACUUCUCCCAGUACACGGCCUGGGUGAGAGAGGAGGUGACUCAGCGCAUUGCCACCUGCCAGCCCCUCUCUGGAGCCCUGGACAAUGGCCGUGUGAUCCUGUGUGACAUGGUGGCUGACCCCUGGAACGCCUUCUGGUUCUGCCUGGGCUGGUGCACCUUCUUCCUGAUCCCCAGCAUCGUCUUUGCUGUCAAGACCUCCAAGUACUUCCAUCCCAUUCGGAAACGCCUCAGCUCCACCAGCUCGGAGGAGACGCAGCUCUUCCACAUCCCCCGGGUCACCUCCCUGAAGCUCUAGGACCCUGCACAGAUAUGGCCGCAAGAUGAUGCACAGGGCUGCCUGCCUCCGCACUGACUUGGCUGAGACCAGAGGACUUCUGUCACUCUUGUUGCCAGAGCCCAGGCUGGCAUCCAGGCCUGGGCUGUCCCCUGUCUCCAGUUACCAGACACCCUCUUGCUAAUCCCUUUGCACCCCACUUUCUGCUCAUGACCCCUUCAUUCAUUCACUUUCAAAAACACACUUAGCUUCUUUUGAACUUCAGAGCCAACAGAAUCCCCCAGGUGUCUCCCUUCUCCUCCUCCCUACAAUAUAUCAGCACCAGGAAGAGCCUGUUGUCCACCUAGAGGAACCCCCCCACCGCCUCAGUCCCUGGUGGGGAGACCCUGCUCAACCCCGUGCUGUCCCAUGCCCCUUCCAAGCUCCUUGCUCACUUCCCUCCUCUCCUCUGGCCCCCCACUUGCCCUCUUUGCUCUGUUCCCUCCCUGGCCCUCACUUCCUUCCCUUGGGAAGCCCUUUCCUCCUGUGCCCCCUCUUUACCUUAUCCCACUAACUGCUGACCCCGAGACCCCUCCUGCCCAACCACACUGAUCAGGUAAAGCCACUGAGCAAGCCUGGGCCAGCUGCAGGCUCUACCUCAUGGCCCCUGAGCCCUCCAUUCCUAGGGCCCUGGGACCAUCCCUCCACUGACCCCAGCCUGGAUUUCUGGCCCCCGGGGGUGCAGGAGGCCCAUGUGAAGGCUGAGCCCCAGCCUGCACCUUGGGCUGGGAAUUAUGCUGCUACCCCUCUGCCCUUCUCUGAGCACUGGCUUCCUAGGAAGGGACCUAGGGUGUGGGCUGCAGUGGGGGCUCACUCUUGGCACCCCAGAAAGUAGCCUCUUUGACAGCUUCCCAGCUUUUCCUGGAGAGAUCUGGUGGCCACAAGAAGAUUUUGCAUGAUGGCCCUUACUCCUUCAGUCCCAUGCAUGUGGCCGGGUGUCAUCCCAUCUCCAUCUUUGUGUCAGAUCCUGAGUUCUGGAAGUGGGGAAGAGGAAGAGAGAGAACAGGAAGUGGACAGGACCUAAAAUCCAUUAAAGUGUUUUCACUUGGCUAAGCCUUGGCCUUGGGUCUUUUAGCUCUCCCAGGCUGGGGCCCUGGAUGUGGUUGGUGUUCAAUGAGUGUGGAGAGGGAACUUCAAGGCCUCCUCUGACCACAGGCAUCCAGGGGUCACCCCAACAAUGAGCAGGUGGGGGUGGGGCCCACUCUGGGAGCAGUCAGACCUGGCUUCACUCUGGGCUCUAGUGUAUGGUGACCAGGGUACCUUGAACAUGAUCCAUGGGUCCUCCAGACCUCAGUUUUUCCACCUGUAAAAUGGGAAAAGAGCCAUAGCCAUCUCACAGGGUUGUAAAUAAUGUAACAAUGUGUGCGAACACCUUGGCAGGGGACUGGCACAAGACAAGUGCUCAAAUGCUGCUAUUUCUCUUUUUUUUUUUUUUUGCCAUGACUACUCUGGGCCAGGGCAGAGCUGGGUCUGGGCAGAUACAAGCGAAGAGGGAGACAGGUUCCUGCUCAGAGGAGCAAAGCCCUGUAAGAUAAGAAUCUACUGAGUUUCCAGGGGGUGUCUAUUUUUAAUUGCAUCUUACAAACCAGCAACAAAUUGCUACUAGAAAUUGGGAUGGUGUUCCCAUUUUCACUACUGCCAACACACUCUCAGACCAGCAUCCUUAAAUGUGGCACAGUUGCCUCUUUUUGGCUUUUCCCAGAACAAUUCUUGGCUUGCUUUUCAUCUGUUGUCCUGCAUAGGGAACUGUAGCACCUUGCAUUUUAAGAACGAAAUUGAUGGGAUAAAAAUAGAAAAUGAUUAAAAAAUAAUUUCUAGUUCUCUA
Molecule: messenger RNA, 4486 nt
Organism: Odocoileus virginianus texanus
Lineage: Eukaryota; Metazoa; Chordata; Mammalia; Artiodactyla; Cervidae
Source: RefSeq, a predicted model, not a curated record